AUGAUAAAAUAUAUUUUUCCAUUUUUUUUAAUUUUAACUUUUUAUUUUUUAAAAUUAAAUGGUGAACUAAUAACAUUGCAAAUCAAUGCAAAUGGAAACAAUGUAUAUAAAAGUGGUGAUCAGUGUGGUAACUCAACAUUUACAUAUGAUGGUAUUUAUAAAAUUGAAAAUCAAUUAAUACUUUUUGAAUAUAAUAUUGAAAUUUCACCUUUAAAUCUAAACUCUAAAAAUGUAACCAUCGAUGGUACCUCAAUUUAUAACAAUAAUAAUAAUAAUAUUAAAACAUUUAUUACAAUAUCACCUCCUACAGGUAAUAUAGUUGAAUCCUAUAAAUCCCAUAGCAUUUUUAAAAUUAAUGGAAUUAAUUUCAAUAAUUUCACAUUUACAAUAAUUUACAUUUAUAAAACUUAUUUAAAUGUAGUAGGAUCAUUUGAAAAUUGUAAUUUUAAUAAUUUUAAAAGUGAAUUUCCAAUGUUUUACCUAAUUAAUAAUAAUAAUAAUAACAUAAUAAGUAAUUUAUAUUAUAAUAUAAAUUCAUCAUUUGCUUUAACGAAUUGUUCAAUGAUCAGUAAUUCAAAUAUAGGUUAUAAUUCAUCUAUAAUUAAUAGUAAAAAAUUCAGUGUACUUAUUUAUCGAUCAAAAUUCCAAUCAAUUAAUGAAUGUAAUAAUUUUGGUUACUUUUAUGAUAGUUCUCGAUUAACAAUUUAUAAUAGUUCAAUAAAUAAUAAUAAUUGUAAAAUAAUUUUCAAUAUAAAUAAAAUUAAUAAGUUAGAUGUAUUCAAUACAAAAUUUGAAAAUAAUAAUGGAACAAUAUUCAAUAUUAAAUUUAAUUCAAAUGAAGGUUUAAUUUCAAUUAAAAAUAGUAGCUUUAUCAAUAAUUAUGGUGGUAGUAUUAUUAAUUUAGAAUCAAAUAAUAAUAUUCCUUUUGAAAAUUUAAAAAAAAAUCCACAACUAUUUAGAGACUCUACAUUUUUUAAUAAUUCAUUCAAUGGAAAUGGAAGUAUAAUUAAUUCAAUUGGUGCUUAUUUUAUUGUUUCUGGUGAAUUUGAAAAUAAUAAAGCAUUAAAUCACCAAGGUGAUUUAUUUUAUUUACAAGAUAGUUAUUGUUUAAUAGAAGAUUCAAAAAUAAAUCAAGUUAAUAAUUUACCAAGUGGUAAAGGUUCAAUAAUUUAUUUACAAAAAUCAGAAUUAGAAAUAUCAAGUGGUAAUUUCAAACUAGAUGGUUCACUUAAAUAA
Molecule: messenger RNA, 1236 nt
Organism: Dictyostelium discoideum AX4
Lineage: Eukaryota; Evosea; Eumycetozoa; Dictyosteliales; Dictyosteliaceae
Exons: 3
Coding region: 1-1236 (411 amino acids)
Source: RefSeq, a predicted model, not a curated record